AACAAAGCCGGCUGGGCCUUGAUUCCGGUUCCUGGGUUUGAACCCAAAAGGUUGUUCUACUGCCUGUGUUUCUCACCCAAACUCUAUUUUGACUCUUUUGCAGCUUUCUCCCUCGUCUGCUGGUAUUGUGAUAAUGUGGACGACAACUGGGGAUGCUGGAGGUGGCAGUUCUGUUCAAACUCGGACAAUUACUGCGCGACCACCUAUGUUGGAGCAGGAAUCGGUGGAUAUUCCUCCCAGUCCAUCAGCAAAGGCUGCGUCCCCAUUUGCCCGCAGGCGGGGAUCAACGUUGGCCUGGCGGCCGUUUCCGUGAAAUGCUGCUCCUCCUCCCUGUGCAACAUCAGCGCCGCCAGCAGCGUCAAGAUGAACCACUGGGUUUUCGCCCUGGGGAUCCUGGCCAGUUUCUCCUUCUUCCUCUUUGGCCCCAGGCUGUGAUCUGGAGCGUCCUGAGUUCCGCCGAGACGCCCACCGAGAAGCCAGAAAUGUUACCGAGAAAAAUUGUAUACCUGUAAGAGCGUUUCACUUUGUUGUCACUUUUAACCACAGAAUUGUUUGUACAGAGUUUAGAUACACCUUUUGGAGAGGUGGGUGGGAAGAGAGGGGGGAUUGGUAUGGGGAAAGGGAGGGGCCAUAGAGAUUUCUAUGCACACCUGAAGGAGACGACGUGCAGGUUGUGGAAACGGGUCCAGUGCCAAAUUAAGUCAAACCACGCUCCUAACCAAAAAAAAAUCUUGAUUUCCUUGGGGAGGGCUUGAUAUACUACUUAAGAGGCCUUAAUGAUAUUUUGCUCGAGGCAAGGAAGGAAAAUGCAAGACAACACAGAUCAACACCGGGCGUCACAUCACUCCUUUUUAUUUUGUUUUUUUGAUCAGCUGUGACUGCGAACCAAUUUUUUUGGCUUGUUACCUUCUUCCUAAAGAGCUGUGUGAGUCGUAGGAGUGCAGACUGUUAUCCAGCCUUUGGUUCCUUGUUGCUUCCUGAAUUUGAAUAAAUACAUCUUUAUUCUUA
Pogona vitticeps (central bearded dragon) is the source of this 1008-nucleotide messenger RNA. The record is from RefSeq and is a predicted model, not a curated record. Lineage: Eukaryota; Metazoa; Chordata; Lepidosauria; Squamata; Agamidae.